This is a messenger RNA of Oncorhynchus gorbuscha (pink salmon), 4235 nucleotides long. Its product is annotated as calcium-binding protein 39. Gene Ontology annotation, molecular function: protein serine/threonine kinase activator activity. The coding region runs from base 1798 to 2823 and encodes 341 amino acids. Gene Ontology annotation, biological process: intracellular signal transduction. NCBI's taxonomy places the organism in Eukaryota, Metazoa, Chordata, Actinopteri, Salmoniformes, Salmonidae. The transcript is spliced from 9 exons. The record is from RefSeq and is a predicted model, not a curated record.
UAUUAUGUGUCGUUUAGAUGACAAUUAGCUGGUCUGCCUACAUUGGACAAUGUUAGCUAACGCCAUGCAGUUAAAAUAGCUGUCUAGCUAACGACGUUAGCGAGCUAGCAGAGGUCUGUCAAAAGCUUUCAAGCAUAUAACGUUAUUUGUUAGCUAACGUUAGCCUGGCUACAGUCAUUUAUCAGUAUGAAGUUAGCUAGCUAGAUAUUCUAAUCUAGAGGAGAGCUAGAUAUUCUAAUGUAGCUAGCUGCUACACACGAGAAGUUAGCAAGACCUUGAACACAAAAAAAACUAGCAGGAUCGCAAAAGUAGUUAGUACAGUAGCUAGCUGGCACGGUUGUCUAGUUGGCCAACGUUGUCGCGAGCCAACUGACGUUAACUAGGUUUCUAACUAGUUAACUAGCCAGAAAGCGUUGCCGUUGUCUUAGCAAGCUAGUCAUAUUUAAAGGCCUGUUGUAUAUUUAGGCCUCCCGUAUAGACCACAAUAUGAGCUAACGUUGGUUGACAGGCAGGCUGGAGGGCUUGCACGAUAAUUGAUGGACACGGAUUGAAAUAAUCUGAUAAUGAAACUAAAAUAGCCAAAUAAUUGACUGACUAGCAAGGUAACUACCGAGUUAUCAAACAUUUUAGAACUAGUAGUUUGUUAGCUAGCCAUCACGAAAUAUUGUGCGCAGACGCUGGCUGACAUCUUCACCAGACACUUUUGUAUUGUGCGCUUGCUGAUAACUAAUAUGGCAAUGAUUGGUUGACGCAAUACUGUUUUGCGGUAGUGCAUAGUUAGUUAGCUAACUACCUAUGCAGUUGCGAACUAACUAGUUAGCGACACUAUAUUUUCCAAUUUAGCUCUCCAAUGCUAGCCCGUGCUAGUUAAAUUAGGGACCAAUAGCAGGCUACCGGUCUCACACGAGUUGCAUGUACUAGUACCAAAAUCAUAAUGGAAAAGCACCAUGCAAUCUGCAGAGCUACAAUUGUGAAUUAGAUAUUCCCUAUCUAGUUAGUUAAUACUUAAAAGCCUUACACACACGCAUAUAUGAUGUCAUAAGGUGAAUGCACCAAUUUGUAAGUCGCUCUGGAUAAGAGCGUCUGCUAAAUGACUUAAAUGUAAAUGUAAUGUAAAUGUAAUAUAUGUGUGUAUGUUAUAUCUGCUGGUCUACGUCAUGCUGAAGGUGGUCACAUUGGAGGAGAGCAGAGUUGCCCCAACUUGAUCUUGGGGCCUCCACUGGGUGCAUGUUUUGUUUUUUUCCCAUGCACUACACAGUUGAUUCAAAUAGCCAACUCGCCAAACUUUGACUAUUUGAAUCGGCUGUGUAGUGUUGGGGGGACAAAACAAUGUGUACCCAUUGGGGUGGGUUGUGGAAACCCUGGCGUAGAGAAGUGGUGCCUACAUUAACACACUUUAGCCUGUGAGGGAAAGAUGUAUUGACCACCUGGUGAAGUUAAAAGGUGUACUGAGAUUAAUAUCGAAUUGGCCAGAGUUCAAACUGGGGGCGGGGUAGAUGUCAGUGAUUUCAAUUUGUUAACAUGUGACACAUCACAUAUGUGACCAGGCUAGGUCUUGCUUUAGUGCUGGUUGGUUAUAUUCUUGCCUCCAGUGCUGGGUUCUAAUUCUAAAUGUCGAUGCCAUGCCAAAACAUAGGUCAGAGUCUGUGCCAGAUUUUGGGUUCACAGGUCAGGUGAUGUUCCCACCUGGAAACAGGUUGCCAAAGCAGAUCAACCGACAGACCAAGCUGGUACAUCACCCUCGGUCUCAGUAGGACUGUGCACUCGUUGCUUGGUCGACCACGGUAACUCACCACCAUGCCGUUUCCCUUUGGCAAGUCCCACAAGUCACCGGCGGACAUCGUCAAGAACCUGAAGGACAACAUGACGGUGUUGGAGAAACACGACAUCUCUGACAAGAAGGCUGAGAAGGCCACAGAGGAGGUGUCUAAGAGCCUGGUUGCGAUGAAGGAGAUUCUGUAUGGCACUAAUGAGAAGGAGCCCCAGACAGAGGCGGUGGCCCAGCUGGCCCAGGAGCUCUACAACAGCGGCCUGCUCAGCACCCUCGUAGCUGACCUGCAGCUCAUCGACUUUGAGGGUAAGAAGGAUGUGGCUCAGAUCUUCAACAACAUUCUGAGACGUCAGAUCGGGACACGGACGCCCACGGUGGAGUACCUCUGCACUCAGCAGAACAUCCUCUUCAUGCUGCUCAAAGGGUACGAGUCUCCAGAGAUCGCUCUGAACUGUGGCAUCAUGCUGAGGGAGUGUAUCAGGCACGAGCCACUGGCCAAGAUCACCCUGGGGGCCGAGCAGUUCUACGACUUCUUCAGAUACGUGGAGAUGUCCACGUUCGACAUCGCUUCAGACGCAUUUGCAACUUUUAAAGACUUGCUAACGAGACACAAGAUUCUGAGUGCAGAGUUCCUGGAGCAGCAUUACGACAGGUUCUUCAGUGAAUAUGAGAAGUUACUCCACUCAGAGAACUACGUGACUAAAAGGCAGUCCCUCAAGUUGCUGGGAGAGCUUCUUCUGGAUCGACACAAUUUCACCAUCAUGACGAAAUACAUCAGCAAGCCAGAGAACCUCAAGCUAAUGAUGAACCUUCUUCGGGACAAAAGCCGCAACAUCCAGUUUGAGGCCUUCCACGUCUUCAAGGUGUUUGUGGCCAACCCCAACAAGACACAGCCCAUCUUGGACAUUCUUCUGAAGAACCAGACCAAACUCAUCGAGUUCCUCUCCAAGUUCCAGAACGACAGGACGGAGGACGAACAGUUCAACGAUGAAAAGACGUAUCUGGUCAAACAGAUCAAAGAUCUGAAGAGGCCAGCACCCCAGGAGGCCUGAGAGAGGGGCUUAAGGUGUCCAGACAACAUCUGGAUAACAGACUUGUCAGCAGCUGCUGCUGUUCUAGUUUUUCCACCAUUUGAGGAAACGAAACUGAAAAAAAUAACGCACCCACAUCAAGUCAUCAGGAAUUCUCCAGCUCAUACUGCUGUUCAACACAACGGACAAUUUUUUUUUUUUCUGAAUUUUUUUUUUUCUCCUUUAAAAAGAAGAGCUGAACAUAAUAGAUGCUGCACAUUAAUACAUGUGGAAGGGUAACAUCAACAACACAACAAAGGUCAUUUAAGCAAAUAGUAACAAUGAAAUCUACUACAUUUGAGCGCUAUGCAGACUUCUGACGCACACACAUAUGCUAUAAUAUCAGCAUAAACCUUGAGAUGGAAAGGUACUAGCAAAGUGAACAUUGGGGUGUUGGUUGCAUGCCUUGUUCAAAUGUGACUGAUACAUGGCUGUGCUUGGGGCUAAAUGCUGGCUGAGAGAUUACAUUUCCAGUCUUGCCCUGUCUACUUAGUGCCACAGACGGCAAAAAGCACAUACCAGCUACAACUCUUAUCUAUGCCUUCAUCGUGUGCAACAGUGAUUCAUUUUAAAAUGGGCUCUCAAAUGGCCUCACUGAACCAUGCAGCUAUUGGUGUUGUGAAACAGUACAAAGCAGAUGGUAUGGAUAAAAUGCUAGAAAUUAUUUCGGUACAUGCCUGAAUUGGGUUUCUUUUUUUGUUCUGGGAAAGGGUGAACGUGUACAUAUGCCACUAGUGUUUUUUUGCUUUGUAGAUUUUGUUGAAAUGUUGACACAUGGCUAUACAGUACUAGUCAAAAAUUGUCACCUGCUCAUUCAAGUUUAAAAAAUGUUUUUAUUUUAAAUGUGUACUAUUUUCUAUGUUGUAGAAUAAUAGUGAAGACAAAUUAUGAAAUAACAUAUGGAAUCAUGCAGUAAUCAAAACAUUUUUACUUUUAGAUUCUUCGAAGUAGCCACCCUUUGCCUUGACAGCUAUACACACUCUUGGCAUUCUCUCAACCAGCUUCACCUGGAAUGCUUUUUCAACAGUCUUGAAGGAGUUCCCACAUGCUGAGCACUUGUUGGCUGCAUUUCGUUCAUUCGGUGGUCCAACUCUUCCUACCCAUCUCAAUUGGGUUGAGGUUGGGUGAUUGUGGAGGCCAGGUCAUCUGAAGCAGCACUCCAUCACUCUCCUUGGUCAAAUACCCUUACACAGCCUGGAGGUGUGUUGGGUCAUUGUCCUGUUGAAAAACAAAUGAUAGUCCCCCUAAGCGCGAACCAGAUGGGAAGGUGUAUCACUGCAGAAUGCUGUGGUAGCCAUACUGAUUAAGAGUGCCUUGAAUUCUAAGUAAAUAACUGACAGUGUCAUCAGCAAAGCACCCCCACACCACCUCCUCCAUGAGUCACGGUGGGAACC